AUGAAAUCAAGUGCUUCUUCUAUUCAGCAAGCGUUAACAAUAAGACGUAGAGAACUUGCAAUGACAGGUUUGCUGAACUGGAAAAACGUCGAAUUUACAGAUUUCAGACCACUUGGAACGCAAAAAUCUUUAAAAGUUUUAGAUCUUGAAAAUUCUGCUGUUACUUCACUCCAUACACUUCAACCACAACCACAAAUGACAGAAAUUAAUGCAGAUAACUCCAGACUUGCAACAUUUGCAGGUUUAUCAUCACAACCUCGCUUGUCGAAGAUAUCUUUUAAUAACACACCACUCGCUAAAACAGAAAAUUGUAGAUUAGCAGCUUUACUUUGUAUUGGACCAAGACUUUCAAGAAUUAAUGGAGUUCCUGUUUCUAAGAAGGAGUGUGCUUUAGCAGAAGCAUAUCCACCAGUUGCACAGUUUUUGAUUGAAAGUGGCUGGAUUGUUCAAUAUCCUCCACCAAGUAUUCACGAUUUUCAGUAUCUAGCAGACCAGUUUGGCAUUAAUGCAAAAGCGUCAGACUUCGUUACUAAGGGCGUAUUGCCUGAAGAAUCACCAAAACAACCAAGUUUUGAUUUUGAAAAUGAUUUUUCAUUUGAAGAAGUUUCUGUUAAGCAGAAACUUUCUAACUUGUUACGACCACUUGGUUUUGCUAUUCAAAGCGGUCCUGAUGAAAGAAAUGAUAUCGUUAGAGCCGUUUCUCUUAUGUGCGAUGCUAUGCUCGCAAUAGAGCAACAAGCAGAUAGAAUAUAA
This is a messenger RNA of Trichomonas vaginalis G3, 753 nucleotides long. Its product is annotated as ribonuclease inhibitor domain-containing protein. The record is from RefSeq and is a predicted model, not a curated record. The transcript has a single exon. Lineage: Eukaryota; Parabasalia; Trichomonadida; Trichomonadidae. Bases 1 to 753 code for a protein of 250 amino acids.